AUGGCUUUGGACAAUGAUACCCGGGGUUGGAUUAUGAGCUGUGUCAGUGGUGUUGCUUGCGUUCUAGGAGCCAGUAUUAUUUGCGUGGAUCUCAUUGCUAGGAACUGCUGUGGCUUUAAGAACUUUAAUAUUGCAAACAGCAAUGUGUUUCUGUCAUGUUCCCUGAGUUUGAGCGCAGGUGUAUUGAUCUUCACGUCUCUCUACAGCAUGCUUCCAACGGCAAAGUCAUAUCUUAUGCAAGCCGGACUCGCUAGCACGGCUGCUAGCUUCGUUCUCAUCGGACUCUUUCUAGCUGGGGUAGUCAUCAUACAACUAGUUUCCUCCUUCAUUCAUCGCUAUAUCCCUUCGCAUGUCGUUGACUGUAUGCACACGCAUCAGCACCACGUCAAGGGUCUCGAAGAUGGAGUUGAUAGUACCGGAGUUCAUUAUCACUCCCAACCUAUUAUUGCGGCAAUCACGACGCCCACUCCCCCUGUCACCGAACAUACCCCGUUGAUAGGCCCGGGGACACUCUCUUCUACUCCAUCCAUGCCAUCUCACAGCCACGAAACUCCGCUUGCGAAAGCGGCGGCGCUACCUCUCGCUUCCAGACUAACUCGUAGAUUCACGUCGUUUGUCGGUGGGGCCAAACCCUCCUGUAACAAGGACGGACCCUGUUAUGGCCUGUCGCACGCCUGUGGGAAGGAGUGCGCUAAGAUUAUAGAUCAGAGGAGCAUGAGGCAUAUGAGCUCCCGAGAGAGCGUUAUGAGCGAGCAAGCCCUCGAAGCAUGCAGUGGUGGUGCUUCAUCAAAUAUACACCCACCCUCACACCCCACCUCCGAAACCCUCCACCACUCCAGGCCGGUCUCAAGAGACGAAAAUACAUCCCUCCUAGGUAUCCACGGCCUUACCAGCUACCUCGAGGACCCAAACCAACAAUCUAUAGAGGCUGGAGUGACCCACCACCACCAUGUGCCCCAAAACGCGUUCCUAUCCAUCGGCCUCCAAACAUCCUUAGCCAUCGCCCUCCACAAGCUGCCCGAAGGCUUCAUCACCUACGCAACAAACCACGCAAACCCAACACUGGGUUUCUCUGUCUUCAUGGCACUUUCCAUUCACAACAUCACAGAGGGGUUCGUCAUGGCCCUCCCGCUCUACCUAGCCCUGAACUCAAGAUUAAAAGCCAUGAUUUCGUCCAGCCUUCUAGGCGGCAUCAGCCAGCCCGCCGGAGCUGGGAUUGCAGCGUUGUGGAUCUGGGGUGCUGCGAAGGCGACUAGUGGCGAUGGCGGAACAGCUCCAGGCACUGAUGAGGUUUCCUGGGCUGUUUAUGGAGGCAUGUUUGCUGCUACUGCGGGGGUGAUGACUAGCGUAUCGCUACAGCUCUUCUCUGAGGGGCUGGUGUUGUCGCAUAAUACGUCUCUUUGCAUCGGAUUUGCGGUGUUGGGGAUGGGGAUUUUGGGGUUCAGUUUUGCAUUGACUGCAUGA
Messenger RNA from Paracoccidioides brasiliensis Pb18, 1464 nucleotides. RefSeq names its product Zn(2+) transporter ZRT3. Gene Ontology annotation, molecular function: zinc ion transmembrane transporter activity. Bases 1 to 1464 code for a protein of 487 amino acids. Gene Ontology annotation, biological process: zinc ion transmembrane transport. The record is from RefSeq and is a predicted model, not a curated record. The transcript is spliced from 3 exons. Gene Ontology annotation, cellular component: membrane.